Molecule: messenger RNA, 468 nt
Organism: Ilex paraguariensis (yerba mate)
Lineage: Eukaryota; Viridiplantae; Streptophyta; Magnoliopsida; Aquifoliales; Aquifoliaceae
Source: the annotation of a GenBank genome assembly
AUGAGUAUGCCUAUUCCCGAACCAGCUCGCAAAAACACAGAUCUACUUCAGGUUGAAAAGGUUCAUCGACAAAAGAGAGCCAAAUUGCAGCGUGUUAAUAAUCAUACAGUGAAUUUUCCACCCAAGGUCCUCAUAUCAUCAUUUGGACAACUGUUCAUGGGUGGGAGCUUUGAAAGUGAAGAAAAUGGGAUAAACUUUAUAAUUGUCAUUUUUUGUGGCUGGAAGUUGAGGUCAGUUCAGAUUGUUGCUAUGAAAGCUGUUGGUGGCCUAUUUUACUGUUGUUAUUGGUUGGAAGUGGCUGUAAGAGUGAUGUUUCUACUGAUUGUUUUGGGAGCUGGCCUUACUGGGGUAGAAAAUGGUGGUUGUGGUGAAGCCUUUGUGCUGAAGAUGCUAUUUUUGUGGAUUGUUGGUGAGAGUUUUGUAUCUCUUUAUGCUGCGAAUGCUUCAGUUCCUGCUAUAUGUUGCUGA